AUGGACGAGUCAGUGGAUUUGAAGCCACCUCCUUCCAGGCGUCCUUCCCUCACCUCUUCCACUUCACAUCUACGCUAUCCCACCUUCCCUCCGCUGAGCGGCUCCGUGGAAGAGUGGCUGUCUCGCUCGAGACCCAUCAACAUGACGUCAACGCCUCCGUCCAAGUCGCUGAGCGAGAGCUGGACCACCCUGAGUGUCUCGGAUGCGCACUCCGAGGACGGUGGCCGUUCCGAACAGACGGACGUCGGCUCCCUCAUCGAUCAGCCCGGUCCCGACGACGUGGCCAGCCUUGAUGGCCGGUAUACUCCCAGCGACGACACCGACGGGAAUGCCGACGAUGGUGAGGACGGAGAGAGCUACGACUCGAAGAGCAACGCCUCUGAAUCACAGGAGCUGCCCUCGGCGUUCCCCCGGCUGGGGGCGUCGAUCGAAGACAGCCGCCUGACCACGCAGACGGCAUUCCGCCAUCCCAGCGAGUCGAUCGAGUUCGUGGAGCCUGACCACUGGCCCGAGAUCGAACGCGUCGAGCUGAAGCACACCGUCCGAGUGUUUAGCGGCGUCGAGGCCGCUGAUCUGAAAGCUCAACUUCCUUUCAAUCUGCAGGAUUCCAUCCUGACCGCCACGGUGCAGCAGACGAUGACCAAGAAGAACCUCGACACCGACAAGCCCUUCCGCGUGCUGUACGUCGGGAGCUCGGAAUACCGCAACAUCAUUCUUGACAAGAUGGGAGACGUUCUUGUGUCCAGCACCAAUGGCGGCAACUCGGAGAGUACCUCGACCGAGUCCUCCAGGUAUCACGUUGUCCCGACGUCUUUUGGCGCAGGCGCGGUCCCGAAUUUUGCGGAGCUUCUUCCCAUCCACGUGCAACUGGUCGUGGAUGAGUGUGUGGGGGCUGCGUCAGAUCUGCCGAUCGACAAACCGAGCACCAUUAGUAUGGACUUUAAGAAUCGACCUUCGUGCACCUCGUCGUGGACCGGCAGCGAAUACUGCGUGUCGUCCACCAGCGAAUGGGUCCUGCCCGACAUCGCCAUCCUUUUCUUGUCCACCCUGGACACCCCCAAAGCCGUGGAGACGCAGAAGUUGGCACGGAUCUUCAUGGAGAGACACGGGGUCCCCACCAUGGUUAUCUCGGAGAGCCCGCUAUGGAAAAUGACGAGGGAGUCGAUCCCGCUUAACUUUUACAGCCUUCACAUGUGUGUGGAAUCCCGCCAUCCGCUCACCGGCAAGAGCACGGUCGUGAAGCGCUAUCCCAUCGACCUGCACACGUUUGAGAGUAUCACGCCGGGGCAACUGAACCGAAACCUUGCCUGCUUGGUUAGCGCUUACCCCAAGAAAGACAAUUUGAUGGCCUUUUCGCAUACCCACGUGUCACCACACAAACCGUCUCUUGGUCUGGGGGAGUAUACAAAGUGCCUGUCGCUUGAUUAUCACCUGGGCAACGACCCCAGCCUCUCGUCGGUGCUGCGACUGUUGUUUCUCGUGGUCUUCAGCGCCGGAACGGUCCUUUGGGGGCAUUUGGCUCUGCAGGAGGCAGUGACCUACUCCUCGCAAGUCUUCCGGGGGUCUGCUGUUUCAAAUGUGUCAUCCGAUCUGCCCAGCAGCGUGCCGACCACCGGUAUCGUUCCGGCGGACCAACCGACACAGGCGUCGCUUUGCAUAUCGACGCCCGGUAGUGCCGUGCAGCCUUUGGGGGAGCGACGCCGCAGUCGGUCUCCGAUCGAGGAAUUCAUCGAAGGCACACUGUCCCCAUGGGAGCAACCAGAGCGGCCCGGUGGCUUUGAGAUCCAGGCAGUCGGUGAUUGUCACCUGGUGGUGAAACCGCCCGCCAAACCCGUUGGCAAGAAGCACCCGAAAUUCAACGUCAAGGUCACGCGCGGUGGACAGCCGCUUGCCUAUGAGCUGUCCCGGCUGUUCGAAGGGGUCUAUUCGCUCAAGUUGGACCGAAGCGAUGCCUACGGGGUGGUGGACGUCACCAUCAUCACCAACACGCGACCUUAUAUCAACCAGACCACCCCGGUGGACUUUGGCACGCCGUGGCUCAAGAUCGCCAACUGGAAACGAGCAGCGCAUGCCAUCUCGUCGCAGAUCCUGAGGGACUUUACCACUGCCCAGACGGGGCUGACAGAAGUGUACGGACGAUUCUCCACCGACGUCCAAGUGCUCAUGGGCGAUGUCGUGAAACGCGCGCAUGUGCUCCGCCGAGACGCGGACACCAUCCGGCACGACUCCUACCUUCUGGGCAUGGAUACGCGGGAGAAGAUGCUGUCGCGGUCUAAACAGCUGUCCGAGGCGGUGCGACGGACUGCCGUCGAGCCCUUCCUCGCCGCGUCGUCGGCGCUGCAGGGCCACGGCGACCGCGUCCACCGGGAGGCGCUGGGACUCAUGAGCAGCACGUGGGAUCGGAUCAGCACGUCAGCGCCGGAGUUCGACCUCACGUCCGUGAUGGAGCAUCUUCGGAAUGCGAAGAAAUGCAAGACGUUGGACACGGCGCAGCGGCGGGCGAAGGGACUGGUGAGACAGAAGAAGUGCGGGCACUCUGAAUGUUCUUGA
Messenger RNA from Aspergillus campestris IBT 28561, 2550 nucleotides. RefSeq lists its product as uncharacterized. The transcript has 2 exons. The coding region runs from base 1 to 2550 and encodes 849 amino acids. The record is from RefSeq and is a predicted model, not a curated record. Lineage: Eukaryota; Fungi; Ascomycota; Eurotiomycetes; Eurotiales; Aspergillaceae.